Chenopodium quinoa (quinoa) is the source of this 3162-nucleotide messenger RNA. RefSeq lists its product as uncharacterized. The transcript has 4 exons. The coding region runs from base 1273 to 2565 and encodes 430 amino acids. NCBI's taxonomy places the organism in Eukaryota, Viridiplantae, Streptophyta, Magnoliopsida, Caryophyllales, Amaranthaceae. The record is from RefSeq and is a predicted model, not a curated record.
UAGCUAGAUUGUAGAUUUUUUUUUUAUUUAAUUAUGAUUAGUAUGAGCACUUGGAAUUAAAUAGUUUUUUACAUUAUUUUUACUCGUCUUUUAUUGGAAUGAGUUGAUUGAUCGAGUUUAAUUAAAUUUUUAUUUCAUCAAAUAAUCAACUCUUUAACACGUUAAAUUAUCUAUUUCGGAUAUAUAUGAGUUUCUAAAUGAGUAAAAUCAGAUUGUGACAUUGUGUAAAGUGAUCUUGUAUUCUUGAACUUUAGUGGUACUAUAAUAUAACAGUAGUAAGAGUAUGAUUUAAGUCUACAUUUGUUAGAUUGUGUUAGGUGAGGCUUGAUUAUUGAUUUGGGUGAAUAUUGUUGCUAGAUUUGGUCCUUUCUACCUUCUUGUUAUGACUUUUGAGACCAAUGAUAAGGAGAAACAUUACGAAGUACGAGGCAUUAUUGGAAUUAGGAAGAUCGAAAUGAAGAAAUUUUACUAAUUAAGUUGAUAAGAAAUACUAUGUAUUUUAUCUUAUCAUAAAGAUAAAUAGAAAUAUGAUGUUAUAUAUAAAAUUCGUAUGUAUAAAGGAGUAAAUUAAAAAAGUUUAUAAGAAUUCUAAACUCUCACCAAAACAUCAACUAAUUCUUAUCUUCUAUAGUUACUUUUGAAAACAAUAUUUUUUAUCCUUCUUAUCGGCUUGUAGUUCAUUUCAUUAGUUAACUCCGAUCAAUCAAUUUCAUCUAUAUUUUUUCAGAAGUGGUAAAGCAUUUAAGUAUUAUUAUUUGCCAAUAAAUGAUUUACACUUUGAGGACGACAUAAACUCAUCUUUACAACCUAUUUCGUUUAAACAAAGAUAUAUUUUUAAUUAUAAUUAAUUAAUUAUCAGUGUCUUGCAUUAUUACUUUCUACUUUCAGCCUUUCGGGUUACGACACCUAAGCCGUGGAAAGGAUCUCGUCCUCAAAAGAACAAGCUUCCCAUGACCCCCAGUUUUGCUUUCAAUUUACAAAGUAUCUCAUUCCAACACAACAUGUGGCAUCUAAUGCGGAUGAGAUAGAUAAACCUUUAAUUUUCUAUAAUAAUGAGUUUGACAAAAUUAUGAUUUCUUUAUAAAAUGAUGAAAAUGACAACAUGCUAAUGUGUUACAUUAGAGUAUUAGACCUACCUAUAUAAAACAAAACAAAAAAAAUAGCACAACUUAUCACAACUUUAUUCAAUCUUCCUAUCAUAUAAAUUGUUUACCAAACCCAAAAAACACAGUAGAUAAAAAUUGCAAGAAACAAACCAAAAAAAAAAAAAAAAUGGAGGAAGAAGAUUUAAUACCCAGAAAUCAAAAAAAGUGUUUUAAUCGAGUAUUAUCUCAUGCACAAGAUGAAUUGCAAAGUUAUCGAAUUUAUCUACGUUGGAUGUGCGUGGACCAAUCAGAUUGGUUGAAUACAUUGAUAUCAUGGUCUGUAUUUCUGAUAUUUGCAAUCAUAGUCCCUGCAUUUUCGUAUUUUUACCUCACAUGUCCUUCGUGUGAUGACAAGCAUAGACAACCAUACGACGCCGUUGUGCAGCUCUCAUUGUCAAGCAUUGCAACGCUGUCGUUUCUUUGUCUUUCUCAUUUUGUGAGGAAGUUUGGUGUGAGGAGGUUCUUGUUCUUUGAUAAGCUUUACAAUGACAGUGAUUCUGUUAGGCAUCAUUAUACUUCCCAGCUCAAAAGAUCAUUGAACAUUCUGUGUAUAUUUGUUAUCCCAUGUUUUGUAGCUGAAUGCGCAUAUAAAGUCUGGUGGUAUGCUACUGGGGCCUCCCGAAUUCCCUUCUUGGGUAAUGUCAUCUUGAGUGAUGUUGUAGCCUGCUCAUUGGAGCUAAUCUCAUGGAUUUAUCGGACCUUAGUCUUUUUCCUGGUCUGCGUCCUCUUCCGUCUGAUAUGCUACCUCCAGAUAUUGCGGCUGAAGGAUUUUGCGUCUGUUUUUGAGGUAGAUUCAGAUGUGGCUUCUAUUCUAAUAGAGCACCUGAGGAUCAGGAGGCACUUGAGGAUCAUAAGCCAUCGUUACCGUGCAUUUAUUUUAUUUUCCUUAAUAUUGAUCACUCUGAGCCAGCUUACUUUCCUGGUGUUGACUACCAAACCUAAUGCUGAUAUGAGCAUAUUCAGGGCCGGGGAACUAGCACUCUGUUCUGUGACUCUAUUGGCAGGGUUGAUGAUAAUACUGAGAAGCGCUACAAAGAUCACACAUAAGGCACAGGCAAUCACCGCUCUAUCAGCCAAGUGGCAUGUUUGCGCGACGAUUGACUCCUUUGUCACCUCUGAGACUGAAUUACCAGGAGCAAACCAUACUAAUGCAGGUCUCUUUGAUCCUAGGAGCUUAGAUUCAGAUGACGAUGAUGCAGGAUCUGAGGAAGACGAUGUUGAUACUACCAAAUUGCUCCCAGCUUAUGCCUACAGCACGAUCUCAUUCCAGAAACGACAUGCUCUCGUUACAUAUUUUGAGAAAAACCGAGCUGGAAUUACGUUGUAUGGAUUUAUGCUGGAUAGAACUUGGCUCCAACUUAUUUUUGGUGUUGAAUUAUCCUUAGUACUCUUCUUGCUCAAAAAGACCAUCAAUUUUUGACGAAGUAAUAAUCAAAUUUUUAGUGAUUUGGCUCCUAAGAACAAAUGAUUCAUAUCGAACUCCUGCUUGAUCUCCAUGAAUCUCUCCCUUUCUGCCAUUUGGAGUGAGCAAGGGGUUGCAGCCUUGCCGGGCUGAAGAGAGAGACAGAGAGUUUAAGCUGAUGUAUGACUUGUUUCGCACUCUUGGUUCGGUCUUCCUACAAAGAGGCACCAUUGCAGUAUAGUGAGCUUGACCAUUUUGUUCAGUAUUUAUAAUGUUCUAUACUCCUUCCUAUUGUCGAUUCUUAGAACUUACACCACCACCACCCCCCCCCUUUUUUAAUAUUGUAAUUAACAUCCCCGCUCUCCGUGGUAUAUCAUAUGUGCUUUUUUUUUUGGCUGGCUUAUGUCAUACUGUAAUCAGUGCAAUUGUAUAGCAGUAUGGGCUUGCAUAUUCCUGUAAUAUGGUCCGAUCCUGUGCUGUAAUCCUACGACUGUAUGGUCCUGUGUUGUAAUCUUAUGACCAUACGCUUUUGUGUUGUAGUCUUAUGCCUGCGUGUUGUAUUCUUAUGAGUUAUGACAUAAAGAUAAUGGAAGAUUUGUUUUUAAUUUUUUGCAA